Molecule: messenger RNA, 2131 nt
Organism: Annulohypoxylon maeteangense
Lineage: Eukaryota; Fungi; Ascomycota; Sordariomycetes; Xylariales; Hypoxylaceae
Exons: 4
Coding region: 246-1841 (531 amino acids)
Cellular component (GO): SBF transcription complex; MBF transcription complex
Molecular function (GO): DNA binding; transcription regulator activity
Source: RefSeq, a predicted model, not a curated record
UCCCCUUGUACCAGCAUGGGCUCGCCGUCUCGCGAGGGUGUGCCUCAAUAGUUCGGCUGUUUGCCAAGUUCAAAAGGACUUGGUUUCCUCUCUCCUUUCUGACGUGCCGAUGCAAGCACUGCCUGUCUUGAGUCUCCUUGCUCAAUUCUCCUCCGGAUCUUUCGUAGAUAACCCAUCCACAACUUUGCUUGCAUCAGUGCUCCAUCCAUAUUCGAGACAUCUUGUCCCCACUACCUCUCACCGCUAUGCUGUCACUGGCGUCUCUUCUUAAUCCUGCCCCUCCGGGGCCACCAAUCAACCGAUUUCCUCCAAGCCCAGCCUCGUCGUCGUCCCCAACAGCUUCUCUACCGGACGAGUCGGGUCUUCUGGAUGAGCCCAUCAUGGCCAGACAGAAGAUACCGAAGGGCACAGCAACUCUACCUACGAGCAGGCCCAAGGGAACCAUAAACUUCGCCGCAUACCAGAGACUUGAUGAGGCCUCGCUCCAGCAAGUUCGAAAAUUCCAGGUUCAUCCCUUUGGGAACAUACAGGACCAUUCCCGUCAUAUCCCUUAUAAUAGCACGAAGAAGGAUUUCUUCGAGAAGACUAGUCGAGAAAGCUUCGAAGUCUUCCAAUAUGACUUCAAAGUCCCCGGAGACGAGGCCGAGUAUACCGUAAUGUGGGAUUAUAACGUCGGUCUCGUCCGCAUGACCCCCUUUUUCAAAUGCUGUAAAUACCCCAAGACAACCCCAGCUAAGAUGCUGAACCUGAAUCCCGGGCUGAAGGAAAUCACGCACAGCAUCACCGGAGGUUCUAUUAUGGCUCAAGGCUAUUGGAUGCCAUAUUACUGUGCCAAAGCCGUCUGCGCAACCUUCUGUCACAAUAUUGCAGGGGCCUUAAUUCCUAUAUUUGGCCCCGACUUCCCUUCGCGCUGCAUACCUCCAGAGGCACCAGAAUACAGUCGCAUGAUCAUUGAUCCAGCGAUCGUAGUCCAGGCAACCAGGGACGCAGAGCGCUUCCGUCGGUUAUAUACCAACUCGAUUACUUCCUCCGAUAAUGGCGGAGGUAGAGUCAGCCCUCCAAGAGAUCGGCGGCCUUUGUUCCGAAGCCCUUAUGACGACCCCAGGCAAAGUCAUCAACACUAUCGCCGCCAUCUAGUACGAAAGCCUUUCGCAGUGCCCACCGGUUGCGACAGCCCAUACGCUACGGACACAGAUAGCGACAUGUCCCCCGUAGCCCAGGAGCGGGGCGGAAUGAUCCAUCGCGAUCGCUUUCCAUACUCGCCGAUGGCGCCACCGCCGCCGCCACCACCAUCUCUAGUAACUCCGUCAUUCCGACCUACAAGCAGCGGUUGGACGCCUGCAAAUGUAGUGCUACCGCACCAUUACGAAGCGCCCGGACCCAGCCCCUGGCUAAGUGCUGUCCCGCGCUUCACAACAACGGCCCACCUACCCCCUUACCCAUCUCCACACACACUCUCUCAACCUCAUCCUCAACCCUGGCGAGGGGGAAGCAAACGAUCAGCCGACCACGUCGAGACCGAAUUCGAGUACGAAAAUAAUCGCGAUCAAGGAAGAGCUAGUGAAAAUAGCCGGACACCGACGACGACGAGUCCGCAUAAGAUAUUAGCACCAACGAACCGCAACGACGAUGGCUAUGAGAAGAAUAAUAAUAAUAAGCUAGCAAUAGAUCCAACAGCAGUUCUCGGGGCGGACAAGAACGCGGCGUUGCUCCUGAUGAACCUCAGUGUUAGGGACACGCGAGCCACCGGUGGCAGCGGCGCAGGCGUGACAUCCGAGAUGAGCUCUCCGUGCGGCGGGGAGUUUCCGAGGAUCAAAAGGGUCAGGGCUAAUUCGAUGUAAGUAUCUAUUUAUCAGAAGACGCGAUUAGAAGCGGGGAGACAAUACGUGUUCACGAUGUCUUUCAAUACUGGGGUCUAGAUAGACGGAUAGCUUCGUUUCGCAACGGAUAGAUGGGUUGGUCGGACCUAAAACUGGGAGGGCUCUGUUGAUGACACGGAUAGCUGGAGUUUGGAUCUGUUGGCAUCAAAAUUGGGUAGGGUGGCAAUCUACAAGCAUCUAGAUAGGCGGGCCAUAGUCAGUUUACCCUACUGUUAGUCGAUAUCGCAUGAAUUUAAAAGAAAACUGAACAA